CGUGUUUUGUUGCUGGCAGGCAUGACUUUCUAAACCGCUGUCUUGCUAGCACAGGAGCAUCUUUGCAAUUCGCAUGGAGCUUCCAGAACCGAUCAGAAGACGUUUAGGACACUUUUCCAGAACUGUGUUUGUUGAUCAGAGUCGUACUCAACCAUCUCCCCAAGAUCAUGUCACGUUUUUGGGGCACAACAGUGAGGUUGUCUCCAGCCUGCCUCUCCAGAUGUCACUGUUCUUCAACAUGUGUUUUUUCCCACUGUGGUGGAUCAGCGAGGUGGUGAUGCUGCACCUCAAGUAUCCAGCCCUUCCUGACUACUAUAAGUUCAUCCUCAUCACCAUCCUCAUCCUGAUGACUCUUGUAGAGGCUAUCAGACUCUACCUAGGCUAUGCAGGAAAUUUGCAAGAGAAGGUCCCUGAACUGGCUGGUUUCUGGCUCCUGAGUCUCCUGCUGCAGUUUCCUUUGAUUCUGUUUCAGCUCUUCAACCAAGCCAUUCUGAUCCAACCUCUGGAGAGAGGGGUUCACUUCAUUCUGGCCCUGUUCAUACUCACACAGGCCCUCUCUGGCUUUGUGGCUCUACGUGGGAUGGUCAGACACACAGAGAGCCACUUCCACCUCAGACAGUUUGAUGGGGUUCAGGAGCUGAGGGCAGCCUGACUGCUCUGCUGAGCUGACAUGCAGAGACAGAGGUAUUUCCUGAAGCAUCCAACAGGUGAACUGGAUUGCCUUAAACAACUGGAUUACACUGCUGUAUCACAUCCAAGAGAAACACAACCCAGCAUUGGAAAAGCUGGGGAAUCACUUGCUAUGUAAGAUACAAGGCUUACCAGCCCUAUUGCUCAUAGGUCAUUCCAAUGUGCCCAUGCCACAAACUCCACGCUUAACACUUUUUAAUCACAAAUGCAAUUUGAACUUUUAAGUAACCAUACAGCCAUACAGAUGAAGAGAAAAUAAGGAAUAGUUAAUAUUACUAACUAAGCUUAAAAUAGCUUUAGUCACUAUAUUGACCCAUUUUCCCUUUGUAGCAUGUCCAUAUUGUGGCUGUCAUCUUACAUAGCCUCCCGCCAGGGUCCUGCUCCUCAUCCUCCAUGUUGGAGUCAUUACUGUCAGGGGAGUUGGUGUCUGGGUGGAGGCAGCCGGGGUGGUGGAAAUCCUUCCAUCUCCUUUGGCUAGAGGUUGCCUUGGAAAUAAUUAUCUCUGCUUGAGGGGUGUAUGUAAACAUGUUAUUGUAUGUUAAAACUGGCUGUUAUGGCAAGAGUAGCAGUAGCACAAUCUCAUUUACCAUGUGAAAGUACUGUAUAAAAGGUCACAACGACAUCUUUGUUUGUUGGGGUAAGAUUGAUUCCCUUGAAUGGAUUAAUUUGCAGGAUAAAAUUGCAUGAUCAUUUGCCAGAGAGUGGAAUGCUGUAGGUCAGCAUCGUUCAGGUCUCACAAAGGGACAUUUCUGUAAACAAAUGAUGCAAGGCAAGCCUCUUGAGUUUCCAGUAAUUGUGUCAGGUUGCCAAGUGCCAACCUCCAGUAAA
Salvelinus namaycush (lake trout) is the source of this 1518-nucleotide messenger RNA. RefSeq names its product transmembrane protein 17 (gene tmem17). Gene Ontology annotation, cellular component: ciliary transition zone. The transcript is spliced from 6 exons. The coding region runs from base 74 to 652 and encodes 192 amino acids. The record is from RefSeq and is a predicted model, not a curated record. NCBI's taxonomy places the organism in Eukaryota, Metazoa, Chordata, Actinopteri, Salmoniformes, Salmonidae. Gene Ontology annotation, biological process: non-motile cilium assembly.